ACCCUCAAUCGAGUGAAAAACUGAAAACCCCCCUCGAGAAAAUCUCCAUUAAUGGCAGCUUCCUAAAAUCAUAUCAAUUUUGAAUCUGUCUUCUUCACACCGACCACUUCUGAGAUGACUGUUUCUACAUGUCACACUGUUUUUGUCCUAAAGCAAAAAGCAGAGAAUAUUACUCCCUUUAUUGCGUAGGAUUUAUUCAUUUUCCUUUUAAUAUAAAAAUUAAUUUAUAAUUAUAAUAAUAUUCCUAGAUUGAAUUUCACGCUUCUAAAGCUUCAUCACUCUUACUCAGAUUUCAAAUCUUCUCACUUAAGCAAAGCUACACACGUAUCCUUUUCAGGUUUUACUUUAUAUAUUUUCAAAUCUGCACACGUCGUUUGAGGUUUUGUUACAUAUUUUUUCUAUUAUCAUACAUAUCUUCUUCACUCACUUGUCGAAACACGAUCUGAAACCAACCGGCUAGAAUUUGUUUCUUCAUAAACCGUUUGAGGUUUUGUUUACAUAUCUCAUCUUCUUGUAAACACUUUGUACGAUCCGAAACCAUCCAGCUAGAAUUUGUUUCUUCAUAAACUUGAAGGUGUUAAAACCUUUUAGUUUUUACAAUAAUAUAGAGGAGAAACUAUAUUACAUACACAAUGAUAUUCAGCUGCCGUAGGUAUUAGUGAUGUUCACAAGCAAUUAAUUCACACGGGAUUCAUAAUCAAUUCCUUGGUAAAAUCCUGAACAACCAACCGAGCUUUGUUUGCUAGUAAAAUCCCUGAACAACCAACCGAGCUUACAACCACAAUGGACGAGUCCGGGAGAUCGAAAUCAUGGACGGAGGCGGUCGGGAGGCCGGAAACAUGGGCGGAGGACAUCGGAAGGUCGAAAUCAUGGACGGAGGAGCUUGCGAGUCUAGUGGAGGACACCGGAAUACGAUACACCGGCGAGGAUCACACUAGCAGCAGCUUAUCGACGCCUUCGUUUGAAUUAAAGGCGGUUUUAGAAGGGGAAAAAGCGGAAUCGGAGAGUUUUAGGGAUCAGAUGAAAGGUUUUGCUAAAGCUUGGGGGGAAAUAGUGGUUGAAUUAGGUAAAGGAUGUAAGGAUGUUGUGUUGCAGAGUGUGUUGACUGAUGAUAGUUAUGUAGUGAAGAAAGUUAGAGGCCCUUGUAGAGUAGUUGUUGAAAAAUUCAGUGUGUUGAAUGAGUUUUUGCCCGAGGAUCGUGAUCCGGUGGUCGCGUGGCCGGUGAUAUUGUCCGUUAUUCUCGUCACUCUGUCAGUUUUAUGUGUGAAUAUUAAACACGAAAAUACACCCGUUCCACUUGUUCAACUACACGCUCCAAGCGCCACGCGUAUAUUACUUCCGGAUGGUAGAAACAUGUCGUAUCACGAACAGGGCGUUUCUGCAGACAAAGCUAGAUAUACGUUAGUCGCCGCUCAUAGCUUUCUGUCUUCUCGGCUCGCAGGAAUACCAGGGAUCAAACUGUCACUUUUGGAAGAAUUCGGGGUUCGAUUAGUAACUUAUGAUCUUCCCGGGUUUGGGGAAAGUGAUCCGCAUUCUAACCGGACUCUUCAAUCAUCAGCGAUGGAUCUUUUACACUUAACAGAUGCGCUUAAAAUCGAUAAGUUUUGGAUGGUUGGAUAUUCGAGUGGUGCUAUUCAUGCUUGGGCUGCCCUAAAGUACAUACCACAUAAAAUUGCAGGUGCAGUGAUAUUUGCUCCAAUGGUUAAUCCGUAUGAUCCGGUUUUGACGAAAGAAGAAAAGUUGGGAAUUUGGGAAAAAUGGACAAGAAAAAGGAAAGUUAAUUACUUUUUAGCGCGUCAAUUUCCGAGAUUUUUGAGAUACUUUUAUCGUCGAACUUUCCUUUCGGGAAAACACGGACCUAUUGAUAAGUGGUUGUCCGUAACUCUUUCGGAGCAGGAUAAAGUUGUGACUGAAGAUCCUAUAUUUAAAAAAUUCUGGCAAAGGGAUGUAGAGGAAUCAAUCCGACAAGGAAACGUGAAACCAUUUGUCGAGGAAACCGUUCUACAAGUGUCAAACUGGCCGUUUAGUAUAACAGAUCUACAAGUGCAAAAGAAAUGUCCCGAAAAAGGCUUGUUUCACUGGUUCAACUUCAUGUCUGACGAACCAGAAUGCGAGUUGGUCGGGUUUCUUGAACCAAUUCACAUAUGGCAGGGAAUGGAGGAUUUGGUGGUGCCACCUGUCGUGACCGAUUACGUGGCACGUGUACUACCGAAUGCUGUUGUUCAUAAAGUUCCGAAUCAAGGCCACUUUUCGUAUUUUUACUUUUGUGAUGAAUGUCAUAGAGAGAUUUUGUCAACCCUGUUUGGAGAACCUCAAGGUCCUCUUGAAGUCCUUGAUCAAGAAGUUAUAAAAGAAGAAGAAGAUGGUGAUGGUCAAAGUCAAACUACUUCAAUACUUCCUAACUAAACUCUCAGCCAUACUGGCUUUGACUUUGACUUUGACUUUGACUUUUGACCUUUUCCACAUAAAGAAAGUUUUUGAUUUCAAAGUAUAUACCUCACUGGUUGUCUGUUGACCUCAAUAGUUGAGUCCUUGCUCCUAUGAAAAGGUUUCUUGUUUUGCAACAACACAUGUUUUCAUUUAUAGUUUUGUUGUUAUAACAUUAAGGUUGAAACUCUAAUUUUACUAGAGUCAUGUUUGUUUG
Helianthus annuus (common sunflower) is the source of this 2644-nucleotide messenger RNA. RefSeq lists its product as uncharacterized. The transcript has 6 exons. NCBI's taxonomy places the organism in Eukaryota, Viridiplantae, Streptophyta, Magnoliopsida, Asterales, Asteraceae. The record is from RefSeq and is a predicted model, not a curated record. The coding region runs from base 784 to 2406 and encodes 540 amino acids.